AUGUCCUGUGGAUUGGUAUCAAAGCUUAGUUUCUGUUAAUACUGCAUUAAACACAGUAUUAGAUGAAAAUGAAAAAACAUCUAAUUUAUUUUUGCUUACUAGUUUUCAUUAAUAAGUCUAAAGCAUUAUGGGAUAAGGAUACGGAUUGCCCCCACAUUUGCACUUGCCGACUGGAGCAUUUAAGUGAGACAGCAAUAUAUCGGUUCAUGCAAAAAGACAAGGAGAGCCAACCAGGUGUUAUAGGAUCAGUUGAAAAUAAUGAUGUAUUUUACGAGGAAUCGCUAGAUGCCGAACUAUUCGAAGAUAAAUCAAUAGUAAAAUCGGCAACAUGCAUUCUGCAGACGGAGACGGACCCGCUACAACUCCUAGAGAAAAUUCCCAAAGAUAUCGAAACUUUAACUUUAAUCCAAGGCUACGAAUCCGGAAACAAAUCGAUUAAAUUCAGUUAUUUGAGCGAGUUUAAGCAACUUUUAAGUUUGGAACUUUUAGGACCCAAUGUUGAUGUCAAAAAAUCAAAUCAGAGCUACUUGAUAUGUGAGAUUGACAUGACAAUUGAUUAUCUAAAGUUUCUUAAUCUCGAAAGAAUAUUGAUAGAGAAAUCCAAAGUGCAAUUACAGAAGUUUUUAAAAGAAUAUAAGGAUGAGGAAGUUACUUUUGCGUACGUUGUCAAGUUAGAUGAUGAAUCCCACCCCCUAACAUUUAUUCAAAAAGACAAUGAACCAGUUUUACCGUACGAAAAAAUCUCGAAAUCUGAUUUAAACGAAUACCCCCUAUUUUUAGGCUUCAAAAGCCUAUUUUUCCUUCGGAUAUCCAACUGCGAAUUAAAUAAUGUUUACUGGGAGAUGUUUGAUGGACUCAGUAAUCUAGAGUAUUUAAUUUUGGAGAGAAAUAAUCUAAAAUUUAUUCCAGCUUUUGCAUUUUACGGAACACCAAGUCUUAAAACAUUAUCGCUAGCUCACAAUAACUUGUUGGACAUUCAAUUAACCGACCUUGCCGGAUUACUGGAACUUCAAUAUCUAGAUUUAUCAUACAAUAAUUUCUCCCAACUAUCAGAACUAUCUUUACCCCCCUUUCCUAAGCUUAAAUUAGCAAAUUUCGGAAAUAAUCCAAUAAGUGUCAUUUUUCCAAACACCUUUGAAGUUAUGAACACAACCGAUUCCCUUGUCAUAGGCAGUGAUGAUAUGCCUUUAAGUCUCACAAUGAAUUCUUUUUUGGGCCUAAAUCUUCUUAAAAAAUUAACAUUACGCAACAUCGCUUUACCAAUUUUAAAACGAGAGUUACUAGUUGGAAUGCCAAAUCUACUGGAACUUAUUUUUACUGGAAACAUAUCAAAACUGGAUUUCGACGCUUUUGUGGAAGUCUAUAAUCUGGAACUUUUGGUUUUAAACGACUGCAAAAUUACUAAUGUAUCCAUGGAUGCUUUUAUGGGCUUAUUAAAACUACAAUACCUGGACUUAUCUAGCAACCAACUGGACCAUCUACCUUCUGGAGUUUUUGAUAAGCUUUCCAACUUAAAGGAGCUCUAUUUAAAUGGUAAUAAAUUCCAAUUUUUACCCAGGGAAAUAUUCUCGAGAAUUCAUCCAAAAUUGAUAAGGCUCAAUGAAAAUCCUUGGCAUUGCUCUUGCCAAAUGAGCGACUGGAAGCCUAUGAUUGCCAACAAAAUUAAACAAAAAGUCUUCAAACCUUGUUAUGCUAAUCACGACAAAGGUUUGCUUUGUACUUAUGACAACAAGUUUAUGUUUAAAUACGUUUACGACAAUAAGGUGGCACCAAAAUGCGUUGAACCUAAACAGUUUCAAAAUUGGAGUGUGUUUUUAGCUAUGAGGAAAUUAUUGAAAUGCAAAGAAUUUAAGCCCAGAUUUAAAAAACAUAAUAAAUCUGGAGAAGUACUGCACUCAAGUCAAGUUAAGCCUGUCAAAUCAGAGGAAAUCCAAAUCAUUCAAACUCAAACAGUCAAAACUAUUAUUGACGAGAAGGACUAUUAUAAAAUGAAGAUGUUAAGAAACAAGUUGAACAGGGCACAGUUUAAGAAAAAGAUGUUUGAACAAAAAGGUAUGGAUGAAAAAUAUAUUUUAAUACAAAAUAACACAUUCAUACCAAAUACCAUUUAAAUUAAAAGUUAUGUAAUAUUUAUUGUAUAUAUAACACCAGUGACUGCCUAUAGACAAAUUAUUUAUAACAAUACACAGUGUAUAAUUUUCAUUAGCAAUAAAUUUAUUAUUUAAAAACAUAUUUUUAAUACUCACCCCUUAACAAUGUAGCUCCAGAAC
Brassicogethes aeneus is the source of this 2270-nucleotide messenger RNA. The record is from the annotation of a GenBank genome assembly. Lineage: Eukaryota; Metazoa; Arthropoda; Insecta; Coleoptera; Nitidulidae.